Mesocricetus auratus (golden hamster) is the source of this 831-nucleotide messenger RNA. It is a transcript of the gene Slc51b, whose product is annotated as solute carrier family 51 subunit beta. The transcript has 4 exons. NCBI's taxonomy places the organism in Eukaryota, Metazoa, Chordata, Mammalia, Rodentia, Cricetidae. Gene Ontology annotation, molecular function: transmembrane transporter activity; protein heterodimerization activity. The record is from RefSeq and is a predicted model, not a curated record. Gene Ontology annotation, cellular component: plasma membrane. Gene Ontology annotation, biological process: bile acid and bile salt transport. Bases 286 to 678 code for a protein of 130 amino acids.
GGAGGUCAUGCAUUCAAGAGGUCAUUCACCCUGGAGUGGCAGCAAAGGCACCAGGCCUGGGUGUGUGCUAAGGGCAGAGCUACCAAAUGGGCCCCUGCUGCUGUGUGCUCUGGAGGUGGACGGCCUAGCUACAGCUGGGCCCUCCUGAGGAGAGUUUCGUGCAAAGACUGCCCAGGAUCCUGAGAGGAAGAAGAGGAAAGCACAGAAACCAGGGCCAUACCACCCUGCCGAAGGUCCCCGGAGCCCCAGACCCAGGCCCAGAAACAUCUCAACCAGGAGCAGGACAUGGACCACAGCGUGGAGGGAGCUGCAGUCAGCCCUGAGGUGCCCCAGGAACUUCUGGAAGAAAUGAUUUGGGUUUUUCGUGUAGAAGAUGCGGCUCCUUGGAAUUAUUCCAUCCUGGUUCUGGCAGUCCUGGUGGCGGUGGUAAGCUUGUUCCUCCUGAGAAGGAGCAUCCUGGCAAACAGAAAUCGGAAGAAGCAGACACAAGACAAAGAGACACCAGAAGCCCUGCACCUAGAUGACUCCAGAAUGAAAGAAAACAGCAGCCUGAGCAACCUGAGAGAGACACUGAUGCUGAUCUCAGAGAAGCCAGACUUGCCCCCGGGGGAACCUGAGCUGAAUGAGAGAGACGCCCGAAGUGUCUUUCUGCCAGACCCACAGGAGACCGAGAGCUAGGGAGGGCUGAGAAAACCCGUUACCCCAGCCAGACACAGGACCGUGAUCUGAACUCAGCUCCGUGGCCUCAAACCCCUCAGGCUAGACAGUGCCCUGCAAGCAGCCUAACUUAUUUUUACCAGACACAAUAAACAAACUAUAACCAGAUGAAAA